Molecule: messenger RNA, 348 nt
Organism: Plenodomus lingam JN3
Lineage: Eukaryota; Fungi; Ascomycota; Dothideomycetes; Pleosporales; Leptosphaeriaceae
Source: RefSeq, a predicted model, not a curated record
AUGCAAGAUGUCGUUGUUGCUAUACAGGUUCUCAAUGAGCCUUUCUUGCAAAAGCUAGACAAAGAAGUGGUCAAGCAGUUCUACCGCGAUGCCUUCUACAACUUGAGAGAAAUCAGCGACACGCCUAUUAUGCUGCACGAUGGGUUUGAGGAUCCCAGCUGGAUGAAUGGCUUCUUGACGCCACAGGAUAAUGACGCGCAAGGCGUGGUGGUGGAUCAUCACGAGUACCAGAUCUUCUCCGAUGGUUCGACGAACCUGACAGUGAAAGAGCAUUUAACUCUAACCUGCAAUCUCGUAGGUAUGUACCGUCGCCACUUAAGUGCAUCACUAACACAUUUCACCAGGUAA